ACGCUGUACUGCAAUAAACUUUUGUUGACGAGAAUUGGAAACGAUCACACAGAAACAGAAGUUGGAUUUGUCAUCACCCUUGUAAAGAAAUAUAAAUAAUCUUUGGACACACCAUAAAACAAAAGAAAAUAAGAGAAUAAAAAAUGUCUGAAAAUUCUGAAUGUGCAGUCCCACAAAGUUCUCAAGAAUUAGAAGACACGAGCAGUGAUAAUUUAGGACCAAAACAGUCUAUAGUAGGAGAGGAACAGCUUUUGCCUGAUACAUCAGUCGUACAGGGAGAGUUGACAUCUGAACACACUGAAUCUACAACCUUAGAACGGGAUGGAGAAAGUGAAAGUGUAAACAGCGGACACGAAAAAUGCAAAGCAGAAGAGUUGAAACCUGGGGUGACCGAAUCAAUACUUUUAGAAAGGGAGAGUUCGAUUGACAAGAAACAGAUGAACAGCGAUAAAGAAAAUACACAGUCAGACACGGUUGUUUUGGGAGAAGGCUUCACGGUUGAGAGUAGUAACACAAUUUUAAAAUGUGAAAAUAAAAAUGUCAGUAAAUUGUUAUACAGUGGAGAUGACCUUACGCAAUCAGAUGCAGCUGUUGUGGAGGGAGGGUUACAGUUUGAAAAUACUGACUCAACUCACAGUGUCAGUGAACGUGAUGAAAGACAGAUAUACAACGAAGAGGAACAGAUAUUUUCCAACAAAGCUGGUUUAGAAAACGGGCCGGAAUCUCUUUGUACUGACUCAACACCUUUAAAAUCCGAUAGUAUAAAUGAUGGGAAACAGCAAAACAAAGAAGAACUGAAAAUUUCUGACUCAGCUGUUUUAGAAGAAGGAUCAAUAUCUGAAAAUAUUGACUCAACUCUUGUAGCGAUUGAUCGUGAAGGUGACAUAAAUGUCAUGUCUAAUGACAACAGUCAGUCGGUUCAUGCAACGCAUGACGUACUUGAUAAUGUUUCUCCGCUAAUUUCAAACACAGACGAAUCAGCUAUGUCUGACAAAAAUGCUCAAGUUUCGAUAGAGGUUAAAGAUAAAAACAACGAAAUGUAUGAUGAUCAAACAAUGCAAGUCGAUGGUUGUGAUUUACAUAAUAAAAACUACGAUCAAUUUACAGAAGAGAUUAAACCUGACAAUGUUAAUACUGCUCUGCUCAACACACCCGAUGAAGAAAUAUCUAUCGAUAAUUUUGUCGUUAUAACGUCUACAGAACUUGAGGAGUUAUCAAUGGAAGAAAAAACACCAACAAACGAAGUUAUGUUGAGUUACAGUAAAAAUUUAGACGAUAACAAAGAGAGCGAUGGUUUAGAGAUUACAUUAACCCAGUCGUGUCUAAAAGAGGAAGGAAAUACACAAAAGGAGAUGGAGACAUAUGAAACGUUAAAGGAACUGAAUUUAAAUACCAAUUUAUCUGUAGACGAAAAGAACGCAAAUCUUGGAAACUGGGAUACAAUUAUUCAAAGUAAUGAAUCGUCACAAUCCAUCGGGGAAGUUGAAAAUACCAUUCAUAAUAAAGAUUUAAACAAUAAAGUUAAAGUAGAAGCCGAGAGUGUAGAUGAUAAAGAAAAGGGAAAAGUUGAGCAAGAUGGAGAUGUAAAAAUAUUAGAUCCUUCUGAUGGUGAUGCUGAAACACAGAAAGAAAUAAUCGAUGUAGAGGAAGAUCUGUUUCUUUCAACGAAUGCUGAAAACGAUGAUCCUAGCAAUGAAUUGGGCAAAGAAGAUGUUGGAAAUUCUGAUAAGAGUUCUGACUCUAAAUUUGUUGAGGAGCCGUCAUCAGAUGAUACUACUGAUAAAAUAUCCUUGUUUGUUGAUAACAUUCUAAACAGCGUUUCGACAGCCCAGCUGAAUAAUUCUAAUGAAAUAACAAAUCCACCUGAUCUAAAUAGACUAGUAGAAAGUGAAAACAAUACUAUUUCAGCUAUAAAUACAUUAGCUGAAAAUAAUGACUCUGUGAACUCGUUAGAUGAGGACGAUUUGAAACCAAAGACUCAGACAUCGAAUGAAGAAGUAGGAUUGGAUAUUGAUAUCCUUUUAACAGGCAAUACGACUGACGAAAACACUAAUUUUACUACUGAAGUACAAGAUUCAAUAGACUCUAUUUCUAUUAAUUUGGCUCAUGAAAGUUGUCAAUCUUUAAUCACGGAUGAGAAGAUUCCAGACUUUGAAUCUGACGGUUCCAAAAUCCAAAAACAAAUUGAUGAAAAUAUCACGGUGCCGAGUUCUGAGAACGAGGCAGCGGAGUUGGAAUCUUCUUCAGAUAUUUCUCACGUUGAUUCUUGCCUGCCUGAUACUACCAAACAGUGUGAGAGCGAAGCUGUUGAUCCUUGUGAAUCUGUGUUGGCCCAAGAGCAACAUUUGAGUAAAACAGAAGAAAAACACAACGAAGAAGAAUAUGCAGAUUCCAAUUAUACAUCUUUGAGUAGCGUAGACAUUGAGGAUUCGGUAUCUGAAGUGAAUGAAAACAACGAAACUUUGGAGACGUCAAGGGUUCAUGGAGAUGAGACUCAGGAAUUGUCAAGUCUAGAAAACACAUUCUUAGAAAGCCGCAGUAAUGAUUUGAAUUCACAAACCCCUGAAUCUGGUGUGGCUCAACCGUUUUCAAAUGCUCAGAACACUACAGCAAAUACGACACCAGAAAACAGAAAUACAGGAAAUGCUGUAGCCACGGCCAUAAAACUUGGAGGUAUCGCAGCGGCUGGUAUCGGUGCUGCCCUUGCCGCUCCGAUUCUCAUUAGUACAUUGGGCUUUGAAGCGGGCGGUAUCGUAGCUGGGAGUAUCGCGGAGCUUCUGAUGGAAACCGCCAAUUCAAUUGGAUUUGGUACGAUGGCCCUCUCGGCUCUGGAAUCUGUUGGUGUUGAAGGUCUUGACAUCGGCACCCAAGUUCUCAUCGGCGUGGCUGGGGCUAGCACGGCAGGGGGCGUGGUCGCUGUGGCGGAAGUGAUGCGGAGAAAUGUCAACGCUGAUCUGCGCAGUGAAGAGAGAAUAUUGGACCGGAAUAAUGGUGGCAAAAAUGGGGAACUUGAUCAUAACACAUCGACGAGUAAUUAUCGAAUGGAUGAUUUGGAUUCUAAUUGCACGUAUGAGUCAAGAGAAAAUUUGGAGAAUGCGUCUAUUGAAGAAACAAAUAGCCCUGAUAAUUUUCGAAACGAAGUCAAUCACACUGAGAAACAAAACUUUGAGAACGAUAAUUUAGAACAUUCCAAUCAGCAUUUAGCCAUAGGCAAUGCAUCAACAGAUUGUUCAACAACAGUUACCGUUUCACCUGAUUCGACAAUAGAGUCGGAUGCAACGCAAGAAUUGGAUCAUGAUAUCGUCGCUGACGUCAUUGAAAAUCUGAAAACAACGGUCGAAGAAACACAAAAGGAUGGCAAUGGCAAAAUGGAGGAGGAAUCUAAAGGAGUCUUUGUGUGCAAGCAAGAUGAUGAAAAACUUGAAGACAACAAGAAUAAAAUAGAGGAAGAAGCAAAACAAGAUCUAACAUACAACGAUGAGAAUAACACACAACGGGACUACACACACAAAGAUGAGAAUGAAACACGAAUUGAUUACACGCAUACAAAUGAUGAUGAAACACAACUUGAUUACAUACACAAAUAUGAGAAUGAAACACAACUUGAUUACACACAUAAAGAUGAGAAUGAAACACAACUUGAUUACACACAUAAAGAUGAGAAUGAAACACGAAUUGAUUACGCACAAAAAGAUAAGAAUGAAACAAAGCUUGAUUACACACAUACAAAUGAUGAUGAAACACACCAGGAUUACACACACAUAGAUGAGGAAGAAACACAAGAAAGUUCUGUUGACAAACUAGAAGAAGACACACUACACAAAGAAACACAAUUGGAUUGCAAAGAUAAGCUAAGGGGAGAAACAAACGAAAUUACUGAGCAGGAAAAAUAGGAAGAAAGACACGGGGAAUAUAUAGGCAACCAAAAAGGAAGAAACAAGAAAUGAUGUGUUAGAAUAAGCUUUAAAAACGUAAAAGAAUAAACAAAAAGGAAAACCAUUAUGAAAAACUGUACGGAUAGAAAAAUAAAAUGAACCACCGGUUUAAUCCUUUUGUACCUCCAUAGCCAUACAGUCUAUACCUAAAAGUACUACAAUAAUGCGUCAAUUCUAAAAGAAGAAAAAAAGAAAAUUGGACACUGUCUUAAAGUCUGAUUUGUUUUAUUAUAAAAUAAGAUUUUAAUAAACUGCUUUCUAAAAAACGUGAUUCUUUUAAAAGAAUAAAUUAAACAUGUAUGAUUAUAAAUAAAAUAAACAUAAUUUCUUA
Molecule: messenger RNA, 4266 nt
Organism: Physella acuta
Lineage: Eukaryota; Metazoa; Mollusca; Gastropoda; Physidae
Product: protein PFC0760c-like
Source: RefSeq, a predicted model, not a curated record